Camponotus floridanus (Florida carpenter ant) is the source of this 3560-nucleotide messenger RNA. RefSeq lists its product as uncharacterized. The record is from RefSeq and is a predicted model, not a curated record. Gene Ontology annotation, cellular component: nucleus. Gene Ontology annotation, molecular function: mRNA binding. Lineage: Eukaryota; Metazoa; Arthropoda; Insecta; Hymenoptera; Formicidae. The transcript is spliced from 5 exons. The coding region runs from base 648 to 2597 and encodes 649 amino acids.
UGAACCCGUUUGCAACGCGCGUUAAAUCGUCUCGUUACCUCUGUAUCUUCGAUUUCUCGAUGUCUCUUGAGAAGACAAGAAGAUGCGUGCUACGAGAGGCGUAAAAGAAUCAGCGCGUGUAACGCACGUGUCAUCGAUACCGAGAGUAAGAGGCACGCGAUAAGAUCAAUUGUUUGACAGAUGCCGGCAAUAAAUCUUCCACCAUCGACAGACGAAAAUCGACCCGGUAUAAAAUCGGUUCGUGUCUCGUCUGGCCCGAAGGAGGAGAAAUGCGCGGAGAGGACAAAGCUAUCAUCCCUUCCACGUUAAGCUGUCGGCCAAUCCUGACGGAUACCCAAAAUCCUCGUCCUUCCUCGAGCGAGCGCGAUCACAAUCCGGUCGUUCUUCUCGCCGGCAGGACCCGAGUUUAUUUCUUCUCAUCGCGUCAAUAGAUCGAUUCUGAGGAAUCUGAGGACCAGCAAUUAAUAGUCUCGAUACAUAAGAAAAUAUAUCAUGCGUAUAUAUGCGCGUGUAUUUACACCCAUCUAUAAAUUAUUACAAGCGUGAUACAUAUAUACGUGUACAUAUAUUAUUCUUAUGUCCACGAUCGCACGCGAAAUCGUUUCGAAUCAGCUGAUAUCGAUUUAUUGACCGGGAGAUCGCGCGCGAUGGAGAGCAACAAGUCAAAGGGCAGCCGCCGAGGGAAUAAUCGCAGGAGGAGCGGCGCCAACAAAGAGAACAAGAUGCGAGAGACGGAGAGGAUGAAGAAAUCGAGGAGCGAGGAAUCUAUUCUGUGGUCUUAUCCUGUAUUUUCCGAUAACGAGAGCAAGACGGACAUCGCGGAACAGGAAACGUCUGUGGAUCUGGAAAAUUUUGAUAACGGAAACGAGAACAAUCCGAAGACCUCACUCAUGUGUCCCGCGUUACGCCGACAAUUGCAGACGCACAAAAAUGUUCUUCGGCUCCUGCACGAGUACAAGUUGGCCUCGACGCAGAUCAACGGCCAGAGAAUCCUCAGCAUACAGCCGAUCAGAUGGACCGGCCCGACGCCCGGGAUCGAUUGCGAGAUCUUCGUCGGCCGCAUCCCGAAGACGAUCUACGAGGACACCUUGUACCCGCUGUUCAAGACGAUCGGCGAGAUCUUUCAGAUACGCCUGAUGGUGGACAUGGCCGAGUUGACGAGGGGCUACUGCUUCAUCAUGUACACGAAUCCGGAGGACGCGGGACGCGCCAUCGUCCAGUUGGAUCAGUACGAGAUCUCGCCGGGCAAGAAGAUACGAGUCCUGGCGAGCGUCAACAAGUGCAAACUCUACAUCGGUCCAUUGCCGUGGUACAUCGCGUCGGAGGAGGUUGUCAGAGUAAUCUACGCAUCAGCAUGGGAUAUCGAAUACGUGUCAAUCUAUCGAUUUCCGAAUCACGACGCGGCCUAUGCUAUAGUUUCCUUUAAAUCGCAUCGCAACGCAGCUUUGGCGAGACGAAAAUUGAGACCUGAAAAGCUCUUCAAGUGUAAUGAAGUACACGUGGAAUGGGCGCGGGUCGACUGGAAUCCUUCUAAUGUGUACGAAGAUCGCGGGACGGUAGACAGUAAGGGCGACGUGCACAUUGUUCGAAAGUAUCUGCCAUCAAAGAAGACUACGAUGUUGGAAACGUCGAUUCCAACGCACACCGAGCUUAAUCAUCAGAAGCAACUCCCGCCAAUCUCUCCGCCAUCAUCGCUCGAUAACGACAAGGAUCAGGACAAGCUCGACAAAUCUGCUCGCAACUGCAACAGCACCCGUUACGCCAACAUGCUAAGCAUGUCGGCGACCCUGGACGAUGACCUUUCGUCGCGCGUCAAAAAGGAGAUGCUAACGGACAUCAACGACAACGUGCAGCAGCUGGACGUCUUCAAGGAUCAGCAGACACAUCAGAAAAACGCCAUCGAGGCGGCAGAUAACUUCCGCAACUUCGACAUGUGGAGCUCCAGUCUGGUCUCCCAGUUGCCCGGCUCGCCUACAACCUCCAGCAGCUCGAAGGAAUCACCGAAGACGACGUCGUCUCUCAGUAGGAGCAUCGGCAACCGAUACUCCAACAGCGUUUCGAAUUACCAUCGCUAUCCUUGUCACAGCUCUCGUUCUUUCGGCAAGACGAUCGAUCAGAAUCAGCUGAUCGUCAGCGACGCUGUCAGGUACCAGGCCGUGCCUUAUCACCAGAAUCUCGCGUCCUGUUACGUCCUACUGCCUCAGAGUUAUCUGUGUCCUAAGGAUGCGAUCGUAAAUUACCCGCAAUCUUCCUUCGGUCUUCCUGAUGAGCAGGCGUGCGCACCUCUCGCUUUCGCAGGCUGCGAUCGUCGAUCGUUGUGGCACAAUGGGAACCAGAUGGGCUCGAUCGCGAUGGAUAAAGACUUGGUCAUCAUCAAUGGCGAGUCCCGACGCGACAGAGUUCCGACGAAGCCGGAAACCGACGUCGCUACCGGAUAUGUUCAAAAUUAUCCGAACAUCAUGUUAAAUUUCAUGCCAAUCUACGGCGACGAAACGACAUCACCGUACCUCGUCUCGAUGGACGCGAUGGACGGCAACGAUGAGAAGCGUCCGAGACCGAUCUUGAAGCAGACGACGACCAGUGGCACUUGGUUGUGAUUCUUCUCUCUUUUUUCUUUUUCCCCUUUCUUUCUUUUCUUUUUUCUUUUUCCUUUCCUUCUUUCUUUCUUUUUCUCUUUCUCUCUUUUUUUCUUUUGAUGACUGCUUUACGCAGAUUUUAGAAAAUGACGGUGCUCAGACAAAGAUGGCGUUUUUAUGUUUUAUUUCACGCACUGAUUAGAAAUAAUUAUAUUAGGAUAUUUGUCUUUAUUUUUUUUUUUUUUAAUCAUAGAUGCUGCCAAAGACUUGCAUGUAGGUAGUAUUACGAAUCCUUUUUACGCGUAAGCGUUGCUAAAAGAGCUCAAUCUAGUUUCUUUAGCUUGUAACUUGCUCGUUUUAUAGCAUUUUAACGAUGCAAUCUCGUCCUAGUAUCUUUGAAAGCACGUAUAAUCGUUGGCACAAAUUUAUUUUUUUUACGAUCGAUGCGUAAUUGCCUGAUCUCGUUUGCAACAACAUCGCAGAUUUAUACCAGAUUAAGUUUCAUUCGCGCGCUGCCGCGGUUUACUAUACUUAUUUGAAAGCAAGGUAGGAGCCAAUCUAAAUAUUUCAAUAAUCGCACGUUUUUAAAAGACCUCAGAUUUUUUAUCGUUAUAUUUUUAUUUUUUAUCGUCACGCGCUCGGAGCGAGAAGGAGGUUCUGGAGGACGCGUUAUCAGAAAUUAUGCAAUAUUGUUCGAAAUCGCUAUAUAUAUUUUUUAACGACACAGACUGCACAAAUACAAAAGAUGAAGGUACAAAUGGCGGUAUACAUUUACAAGAUUACAAAGGAUUACACGCGCCAGAAUGGAAAUUGGUAUCAUGUUACAAAAGAGGUACGAAUCAUGUGUUCUCCCGAUGUUAUCUAACAUUACAAUUAAUAAUCAGCUGCGAUCUUUCUUUCUCGUGCUCCUAUUCCUUUUAAUAUUCGCGCGAAAAAAAAACAAAUAUACGUUCUAUUAUUACUUAUCGCUGUUCCUAAUGACUA